This is a messenger RNA of Neurospora tetrasperma FGSC 2508, 1587 nucleotides long. RefSeq lists its product as uncharacterized. Bases 7 to 1587 code for a protein of 526 amino acids. NCBI's taxonomy places the organism in Eukaryota, Fungi, Ascomycota, Sordariomycetes, Sordariales, Sordariaceae. Gene Ontology annotation, molecular function: oxidoreductase activity; heme binding. The record is from RefSeq and is a predicted model, not a curated record. The transcript has 3 exons.
UAUGCAAUGGAAACCCACCUCACCCAUCUUCCUACGGAGUCAAUACUUAUCUGGUACACAGUUGCUAAACAUCGAUCGCCAAAGAGCUGCUGGGUAGUCCUCUACGGCAAUGUCUAUGACGUGACGGAAUUUCUGCCCUCCCACCCGGCCGGCGACAAAAUCAUCCUCCAGCUCGCCGGCCGUGAUGCCACGACCGAGUAUGAUCCGAUUCACCCGCCAGGCACGCUCGAGGAGAACCUCAAGCCCGAGGCCAAGCUAGGCAUCAUUGACGACGCAUCGCUAGCCAAGCUUCACCAGAAAGAAAGCGAAGCCCGCGCAAAGGCAACAGGCUCGGCCAUGGGGACCACCACGCACACCACCUCAGCCCAGCAAUCCGAGAAAGCCGCGCCGCCGCCGCUCCACACCCUCCUCAACCUUGACGAGAUCGAAGCAGCAGCCAAGACUCAGGUCUCCAAAAAGUGCUGGUCCUAUUAUUUCUCCGCCGCCGAUGACCUUUACACCAAGACCCACAACACCCGCGCCUUUCGGGACAUCCUUCUGCGCCCGCGCGUCUUCAUCGACUGCACAAAGGCCGACACCUCCACCACGUUGUUGGGCCACAAGGUCGGCACACCACUCUACGUCUCGCCCGCGGCGCUGGCCCGUCUGGCGCACCCGGACGGCGAAGCCGGCAUCGCCAAGGGCAUCUCCUCGUUCGGGGCCAUGCAGCUAGUCAGCAACAACGCAUCCAUGACGCCCGAGCAAAUCGUGGCCGAGGCCGUGCCGGGAGCCGUCUUUGGCUGGCAGCUGUACGUGCAGACGACCCGCUCAAAAUCCGAGGCAAUGCUGGCGCGCAUCAACAAGCUGCGCGACCACUUCAAGUGCAUCGUCCUCACCCUCGACGCGCCACACCCGGGCAAGCGCGAGCACGACGAAAAGUCCAACCUUGAAGCGGCAGGCGAGUUUGUCGAGUCCGCCAGCAACGCCAAGACGGACGCCGAAAAGAAGCCCGGCGGCGGCGGCGUGGGGCAACAGCUGUUCUGGGGCACCGCGGCCGACUUGACGUGGGAGACAACGCUUCCCUGGCUGUCCAAGCAUACGGAUUUGCCAAUUGUGUUGAAGGGCAUCCAGACGCAUGAAGAUGCAUACCUGGCGGCGCAGUAUGCGAGGAAACACCCGGGCACUGUGAAAGCGAUCAUCCUUUCGAAUCAUGGCGGGCGCGCGCUGGACACGGCGCCGCCGGCGGUGCAUACCUUGUUGGAGAUCAGGAAGUACUGCCCGGAGGUGUUUGGGGCGGUCGAGGUGUGGAUUGAUGGCGGGGUCAAGAGGGGGACGGAUGUGGUGAAGGCAUUGUGUUUGGGUGCGAAGGCGGUCGGUGUGGGGAGGGCGGCGCUUUGGGGGCUUGGGGCUGGUGGAUGGCAGGGUGUUGAGAGAACCUUUGAUAUCCUUCAGCAGGAGAUCAUUACAUGCAUGAAGCUUUUGGGAGCAAAGACGGUGAAUGAUCUUGGCCCACGAUUCAUCAACACCCGAAAAGUCGAGCGAGACAUCUUUGAUGGGGAUGCCGGUCUCGACAAGAACGGGUUGUGGACAUCUCGUGCCAAGCUCUGA